UUGGCUCCAGUUGCAGAAUGGCGCGCGUGGGGCUCCGGUGCGUUGGCCUAUGGGCCAGACCUCGCAGGAGGAACAUGAUCUUCAGGUUCUUCCUUUUCUUCAUCUUCUCCAGGUGAUGAGGAAUCGUGGGCCACGACCUUUGCGCCAAACAAGGUGAUGUCAGAGGAGAAAAACUCCAAAAACACCGGGAGCAAAGGAAAAGAAUCAGGCAUUGCUUCUGGAACCACCUCUGUUGGGGCAGGGGAACGGCCGGCCUGGUGUCAGCUGACUGCGAAGUUGCGGUGGUGGUCUGAAUCCCAAAAGCAACAUUUGCCUGUCUAUGUCACAAAGAUAGAUGAUAAGAAAAAGUCUGUCAUCGUGACGUUUGCGGCGGACAAGAAGGUUUGGAAGGAGGUGCCAUUCUCCAAACUUGGACGGAAAGGCUGCCCUUUGCAACCGCCGGUAGCUUCAAAGGGCAACGGCGAGGCGAAGGAUGGCGAAAAAUCCAAGGAAAGGCCAGCAGAAGACGGUACUGCAACCCCAGACUGGUGGAGAUUGGAAAAAUCAAAAAUUUUGGACAAGAAGGAGCAAUCAAGGAGAGAAAAGGCCUUGGAAGAGGAAAUGAAACAAAUCGAAGCAAAAGAGGUCGCCAAACACCAAGAAAGAAAACGCAAGGCGCUGCUAGAAGCGGAACGUCGAAAGGUUCAAGAAGCCUUUGAAAAGCGAAAGCGUGAGGCAGAACAGCAGAAACUACGGGAGGAGGAAGAGUGGCGACAGCAGCUGAGAGAAAGAAGAGAAAGAGAAGCCAAAGAGGAAGAGGAGCGUGAGCGAGAACGAGAGGCAAAGAGGGAGAAGAAGCGGCAAGAGAAGGAGAAGAAGAAGAAAAUUGAAGAGGCGGAGGAAUCGAAGAAAAGACAAGCAAAAGAAGCCGAGGACAGAAAGAAGCGUGAAGGUGAAGAGAAGGACAAGGCGCAACGUGAAGCAGAAGCUGCAAAGGCCGCAGCCGAAUCUGCAAGGCUUCAAGCCGAGAUCAUGCGGCAGCUUCCUGGACAUGGGCUGAUGGUGGCUGCCCAGGCAGCCCAGGCGUGGCAGCAACAGGCUUUGCCAUUGGCCAUGGCCCAAGCUGCCCAGGCUGCCCAGGUUGCGCAGGUCCAGGCAGCGGCUCAAGCGCAAGCCGCGGGUGCUUUUGGCUGUCAAGGCUGUGGCCCCGACGGGGUCUUCAGUCGUGGUGGCUGCAUGAGUGCCAUACCUUGGGGAGCGCAGGCUGGCGCCUUCAAUGACCAAAGUGCUGGCUCCUUUGGGGCAGGCAUGCCUUCCGUGUGGCCGCAAUGAGUGAACUUCAAAAGCCUGCGUGGCUGCAGAUCCUUACACCGCCGCAAUACAAGGUUAAUUGAACUAGCAGCUGUGCCCAAGCUGUUUGUUUUCUGGUGCGGCAAUUGUGAUGGGCAUUGGCUUAAGUCUGAUCUGGCGAUCUCUCUCUCUCUCACCGCGCACCUUCAGGAGAUCGAAUCGGCAAUGGGUUCCUAUUAGGUUUGUGAAAGGCAAACCCUUAGAAUAUUU
This is a messenger RNA of Durusdinium trenchii, 1539 nucleotides long. NCBI's taxonomy places the organism in Eukaryota, Dinophyceae, Suessiales, Symbiodiniaceae. The record is from the annotation of a GenBank genome assembly.